Paralichthys olivaceus (Japanese flounder) is the source of this 555-nucleotide messenger RNA. It is a transcript of the gene ndufb6, whose product is annotated as NADH:ubiquinone oxidoreductase subunit B. Lineage: Eukaryota; Metazoa; Chordata; Actinopteri; Pleuronectiformes; Paralichthyidae. Gene Ontology annotation, biological process: mitochondrial ATP synthesis coupled electron transport; mitochondrial electron transport, NADH to ubiquinone. The record is from RefSeq and is a predicted model, not a curated record.
CUUCCGCUUUUUCUUCUUCUUCGCUUGACUGUGUCCUCCAUGGUGUCAUUGCGGCUCUGUUGAGGUUGAACGUCCACAUAAAAGAAGCCAUGUCUGGGUACACGCCGGACGAGAAGCUCCGUGUCGAGCAGCUGUCAAAGCUCCGCAGACAGUGGCUGAAGGACCAGGAGCUCAGCCCCAGGGAGCCCGUGGUCCAAGCCAAACCUGCCGGCGCCGUCGCCAGGUUCUGGGCUGGCUUCCUCGAGCCCAAGAGCCUGUGGAGACUUUACACCUACAAAGCAUAUAAAGGAGGAGUUUUCACAUUAACACGGCUGUUGAUACCUUCUUGGAUUGUUCACUACUGCAUCAAAUACCAUGUUGCUCCUAAGCCAUUUGGUAUUGUGGAAGUGAAACCCAAGCUGUUCCCAGGUGACACCAUUCUGGAGACAGGAGAAGUUGUUCCAGAUCUCCCCGAGACCCACGGCCAUCACUGAAGUUAAAAUAUUUCAAUAAUUUCCCUGAGUUUAUGUUGUAAAAACUGUUAAUAUGCCAAUAAAAUAUUACAUUGUAAUAUCA